Molecule: messenger RNA, 1443 nt
Organism: Scomber japonicus (chub mackerel)
Lineage: Eukaryota; Metazoa; Chordata; Actinopteri; Scombriformes; Scombridae
Gene: glra4b
Product: glycine receptor, alpha 4b
Exons: 10
Coding region: 1-1443 (480 amino acids)
Biological process (GO): signal transduction; nervous system process; regulation of membrane potential
Cellular component (GO): neuron projection; plasma membrane; synapse
Molecular function (GO): transmembrane signaling receptor activity; transmitter-gated monoatomic ion channel activity; glycine binding
Source: RefSeq, a predicted model, not a curated record
AUGCACUUGCACAUCCUGUGUAUGGUGUGGGCUUCAUCUGUCAUUUUUCUGCAAGGCAGGUCUGUGCUCUGUAAGGAAAUGAAGCUCCCCAGCAGGGCAGCCAAGGCCCCCUCUCCAUCUGACUUUCUGGACAAACUGAUGGGUCGCACAUCUGGCUACGACGCUCGCAUCAGACCCAACUUCAAAGGUCCUCCUGUGAAUGUCACCUGCAACAUCUUCAUCAACAGCUUUGGAUCCAUCACUGAAACAACUAUGGAUUACCGGCUCAAUGUAUUUCUGCGACAGCAGUGGAACGACCCAAGACUGGCAUAUAAGGAGUAUCCAGAUGACUCUCUGGACCUGGAUCCGUCCAUGUUGGACUCCAUUUGGAAGCCUGACCUGUUCUUUGCAAAUGAAAAAGGAGCAAACUUCCAUGAGGUUACAACAGACAACAAACUGCUUCGGAUAUUUCAAAAUGGAAAUGUCCUCUACAGCAUCAGGCUGACGCUCACCCUCUCCUGCCCCAUGGAUCUGAAAAACUUCCCCAUGGACAGCCAGACGUGUACCAUGCAGCUCGAAAGCUUUGGCUAUACUAUGAAUGAUCUCAUUUUUGAAUGGCUGGAUGUGGGUGCUGUGCAGGUGGCUGAUGAUCUGGUGCUCCCUCAGUUUUUGCUGAAGGAGGAAAAAGGUCUCGGCUACUGCACCAAGCACUACAACACAGGUAAAUUCACCUGCAUUGAGGUUAAAUUCUACCUGGAGCGCCAAAUGGGCUACUACUUAAUCCAGAUGUACAUACCGAGCCUGCUCACCGUCAUCCUGUCCUGGGUGUCAUUCUGGAUCAACAUGGAUGCGGCUCCAGCCAGAGUGGGCCUGGGUAUCACUACAGUGCUCACCAUGACAACGCAGAGCUCUGGCUCGAGGGCUUCCCUGCCAAAGGUGUCCUAUGUGAAAGCCAUAGACAUCUGGAUGGCGGUGUGUCUUCUGUUCGUGUUUGCUGCAUUACUGGAGUAUGCAGCUGUGAAUUUUGUUUCACGCCAGCACAAGGAGUUCUUCAGACUGAGGAAGAAGCUCAAAGAGCAACAACGGCAGAGAACUCAGGGAAGCGGUGAAAGUAAAGUGAAAGGAAGCAACAUGUCAGGCAACAAUGCUCCUCAAGGGAACGUAGCCCAGCAGUGCAGUGCUUGUGCCAGGGAGGAGGAGCUGGCACAGCAGGGUUUACUCUUCCAGAGUUAUGGAAUUGCACUGGGAACAGGAAGUGCGCCAGAAAUGGAUGCAACGCCAGUCUUUGCUGAUUUACCUCCUGGCUUAGGUUUCUAUGAUAUACGUAGACGCUUUGUGGAUCGGGCAAAAAGGAUUGAUACCAUCUCCCGAGCUCUUUUCCCCAUGAGCUUCCUCAUGUUUAAUGUCCUCUACUGGCUCACCUACAAAGUUCUACGACAUGAAGAUGUUCAAGCUAUACUGUAG